This is a messenger RNA of Austrofundulus limnaeus, 5049 nucleotides long. Its product is annotated as neurexin-2. The coding region runs from base 170 to 2842 and encodes 890 amino acids. The record is from RefSeq and is a predicted model, not a curated record. The transcript is spliced from 11 exons. Lineage: Eukaryota; Metazoa; Chordata; Actinopteri; Cyprinodontiformes; Rivulidae.
GUGAAUGUGUUUUGUAAACUGUAUGUCACCCACUGUGAGAGAACUGUGUGUUGCAGUGGAGUGUAAGCRUUAUUUCCACCAGCUGUUUGUGAUUUGAUUUUUCUCCUUCUUAGGUAAAGGACCCGAGACGCUGUUCGCGGGCCAGAAGCUGAAUGACAACGAGUGGCACAUGGUGAAAGUGGUGCGAAGAGGCAAGAAUCUGCAGCUGUCUGUGGAUAAUGUCACAGUGGAAGGCCAGAUGACUGGUGCCCAUACACGUCUAGAGUUUCACAACAUCGAGACGGGCAUCAUGACGGAGCGCCGCUUCAUUUCAGUGGUUCCCUCAAACUUCAUUGGUCAUCUGCAGGGCCUGACCUUUAACAGUGUGCCGUAUCUCGACCARUGCAAGAAYGGGGACAUCUCUUACUGCGARCUGAAYGCCCGCUUUGGCAUGCGUCACAUCAUCGCCGAUCCGGUGACAUUUCGAACAAAAGGCAGCUACUUAGCAUUAGCCACGUUACAGGCUUACGCCUCGAUGCACCUCUUCUUUCAGUUUAAAACCACCACACCUGAUGGCCUGAUGCUCUUCAACUCUGGAGAUGGGAGCGACUUCAUAGUUGUGGAACUGGUGAAGGGGUAUGUCCAUUAUGUUUUUGAUCUCGGCAAUGGCCCAUCGCUAAUGAAGGGCAACUCUGACAAACCACUCAAUGACAACCAGUGGCACAAUGUGGUGGUGUCCCGGGAUGCCAACAACGUACAUACACUGAAGAUCGACUCACGCACCGUGACACAGCACUCCAAUGGAGCCCGCAACCUGGACCUCAAAGGAGAGCUGUACAUCGGCGGCGUGCCCAAGAACAUGUACACAAAUCUGCCCAAACUGAUUGCAUCCCGGGACGGGUACCAGGGCUGUCUGGCCUCUGUGGACCUGAAUGGGAGACUCCCUGACCUGAUCGCAGAUGCCCUCCACAGGGUGGGGCAGGUGGAACGAGGCUGCGAUGGACCCAGUACCACCUGUACGGAGGACUCCUGCUACCAUCAGGGGGUGUGUCUCCAGCAGUGGGAGGGCUUCACCUGUGACUGCACGAUGACGUCCUAUGGAGGCUCGUUUUGCAACGACCCUGGGACAACUUACAUCUUCGGCCGAGGCGGAGCCCUCAUCACAUACACCUGGCCACCCAAUGACCGGCCGAGCACACGGGCAGACCGGCUGGCAGUGGGCUUCAGCACGCAGCUGAAGGAAGCCAUUCUGGUCAGAGUGGAGAGUGCCAAGGGACUGGGAGAUUACCUGGAGCUGCACAUAGAACGGGGAAAAGUCGGCGUGAUCUUCAACGUUGGAACAGACGACAUCAUCAUUGAGGAGAGUGCGGUGAUGGUGAGCGACGGCAAAUACCACGUGGUGCGAUUCACGCGCAGUGGUGGCAAUGCCACUCUGCAGGUGGACAACCAGCCGGUCAUUGAACGGUUCCCCUCAGGGAACAUUGAUAAUGAGCGCCUGGCACUUGCUAGACAAAGAAUCCCCUUCCGAUAUGGUCGGGUAGUUGACGAGUGGCUAUACGAAAAAGGUCGCCAGUUGACCAUCUUUAACAGCCAGGCGUUCAUAAAAAUUGGUGGUGGAGAGAAGGGGCGCCACUUCCAGGGGCAGAUCUCAGGCCUGUACUACAACGGCCUGCAGGUGCUUAAACUGGCUGCUGAGGGCGACCCCAACAUCCAGAUCCAGGGCAACCUGAGGCUGGUGGGCGACGUUCCCUCGGUGCUCACCACCGACACCACCUCCACCACCCCGCUGGCUGAUAUGUCCACCACUAUCAUGGAGACAACCACCACCAUGGCCACGACCACCACCCGCAAACAGCGCUCGCCAACAACCUUGAAGGACAACGUCACACCGAAUGCAGAUGACCUCUUGGUAGCUUCAGCAGAGUGUCCGAGUGAUGACGAAGAUUUGGAGGAGUGCGAGCCUGGAAAUGGAGGUGAAUUAGUGUUGCCCAUUAUAACGGUGGAUUCCCUAGACCCCCCAUCAAUUGCCACCCGCUACCCAGUACUCCCCCCGCCCCCCACCACCUACCGCCCCUUCCUCACCUUGCUUGAAACCACCAAAGAGUCUGUCCCCUUGCCCAAUGGCCGGCCCCCCUGCCCCUUGGACCAAGAGGACUGUGAGGAGACCAUUGAGGUGUCGGCCUACGGUUCGGGGGAGAURACCGAGACGGAUGACGAGGACUAUUAUAAAAACUUCCCCCUGGUCACUGACAGGACUGUUCUCCCUCCUCCCCCGGCAGUCGAGGGUGGUGUUCAGAACCCCCAAGACCGCCAUUUCUCUCAAUACCCCAUCUCCCACCGCCCACCUUUCUCAUCCACCCCCACCGCAAACCCCGACCAACUCAAUCCACGCAUCAAACCAGCUGCCGGUGGCAGCAGCAGUAGUAGCAACAAUAUCCCCGCGGGGAAAAUGAACAACCGGGACCGGGUGCUGCUGCCGCCGGCCCACCCCUCAUUAGAUCCAGGCCACCGCAGAAUUCCAGGAAUAACCUACCCCCCAAAUUUCCCCCAUGUUCCCACUCCAGAUCCUACAUCUCCAGAGAGAGGGCUCCCGGGCGCCGUGGAGGUGCAGCAGUCCAGCAGCACCACGGGGAUGGUGGUGGGCAUCGUAGCUGCCGCAGCCCUCUGCAUCCUCAUCCUGCUCUACGCCAUGUACAAGUACCGUAACCGGGAUGAGGGCUCCUAUCAGGUAGACCAGAGUCGCAAUUACAUCAGCAACUCGGCCACGCAGAGCAACGGGGCUCUGGUGAAGGAAAAACAACCCACCACUGCCAAGACAGUCACCAAGAACAAGAAGAACAAAGACAAGGAGUACUACGUCUGAGGAGCGCUGCCGUCACAGAAGAUCAACGCACUUAGAUAAGGAAAGAGACGAGAGAAAGACAGAUGGAGAGAGRGAAGGCAGUGCCUCGAGGACCGCAAUCACAAAGCGGCUUAUUUAUUUUAAACUCAGUAUUGUAAGGAAACUAGUUGAGUUUCUCAUUAAUGCUCAAAUCAGAACGAUGCAAGGAAAGAAGAUGGCAUCAUUUAAAGUUUAGACCUAUAUGUAUUCUUUGAUUAAUUUGAGUAAUUAUGACCAAAUGUUAACCCUGAUGUGAUUUAGGAAAAGGGUGCUACAAUCUCAACAUGUACUGUGCCAACACUUGAGUAACUGUAAAUCACUGAUUUAUGAAUUAAAUUUUCACAAUUAAUUAAAAUCCUGAGGUACUGUAGAAAAAAACAACAGUAUUUGUGUAAUGUCAAGAUCGAGUACGAGGUGAAGAUCAAAAGCUUAAAAAUUCCGUCAAAUUAUUUUUAACAAGGCUCAAAAUAAACAACUUCGUAACCCUCUGAGGUGUUAUACCUUCUUUUUAUGGAAGUACCCAAAUUCAACUCUUCAACAUUUGUCAGUUUUCCUAGGUUUCGGGUCAGUCGCCUCAGGAACAGGUUUCUCUCUCUCCCUCUCGUCAGACGGUGCGCUCUGUUUCUCUCCUUGUCUACGGUGCUCAGAAACCGAUGCAACGCGAACUCUGCCAUGUUUCAAGCAUGUAGUAUUCAUUUACAAAAAUGAGAUAAAAAUUUUUCUUUUCGUGAAGUUUAAACUAAAAAAAAAAGAAAAAGAAAUAAUUUUUUUUUGAAAAAACAUGAUGACGAUUGAUGGUCGUAACGUUAAACGUAGCAACAAUGUGAGAUUCCACCGCUCCAACCUAAUGGAUGCUAACAUAUACGUUUAGCCGCCAAAAACUUGUUGAGGCCAAAACCCCCCCUUUGGUCGUCUUUUGUUCCAGCAGAUGUGUGUUGUGUGUUUUGGGAAUGGUGGGGGCCAGCAGAGAGACUGUCACCUUCACACAGAUAYUAAUCGCCGAAAAACAGAAAAAAAAMCUCCAGCAAACCAGACGAACUUUGUUCUAUAUAACUAUAAAUAUAUGUAUAGACAUUGAAGAAACUUAUGGACCUAAAUUGUGAGCGAGUCUAUAAGUGAGUUUGCUGACCGUGCAGAAUGAAGAUGGACUUUAGGAUUUUCUUGACGUUGGAACAGUUUCAACACUCAGUCCCCUCAUUCUGGAAACCUCUCACCUUCCCAUGAACAGUACGGCUGAUUAAUGCCUCGCUGCAAGACUCAGUCGCUUUAUUUUUAUUUUUUCUGGUUUGUUUUCUUGGGGGGGAUGAAAAGCACGAGACAUUUUAUGGUAAUACAGAAUUCAGUUUUGCUGGAGUUCCGCUGUUAAAGAGAGAGGUACCUUGCAGCAGAAAAAAAGAGACUGUGACUUUUGCCCUUCUCUUGCCUCCCUGGACUGACGGCAGCCAACAGGCAAAGCAAACUCCAUGGGAAGAACACACAAACAAGAGGAGAACCGCACUUCCCUGGAAGAUGUACAACUGAACUCUAGUAUUCAAAUUUUCUCAACUCUAUUAAAAAAAAGUAAACUGAACCAUAAAAAGAAAACUCCUGAAACAAGUUUGUGAAAUGUCUAAAUAUUUGACUCUCAUCCCAUUACUAAGACAAAUGUGUUUUCCCURCUAUCAUUCCUGUUUGGAGAAAAAAAUGACAAUGAUUCUGGGAUACUAAAAUUUCUAUGUAUUUUUUGUUUUUUAUUUUUGAUUUUUCUUGGUAACCAAGCUAAUGUAUUUUCAGUUAGAAACAUAAAGCGGAGAUACAUUCGUCUUUUUUGCCGUUCUUCAUAAAUCAUCCCUUUUUUAAUUUAUUUUAUCAAUUUUUAUAUAUUUGUUUUUGUCUUGCUUCAUUUCCUUGUAUGUCAGAUAUUAUGUUCCAUGUCCAGAGGAAAACACUAGUUCUGUCCAUGUUUUAAUUUGUUUUAUAGUCAUCUCUGUCUGUAUGCUGAGAGACACAAUGGCAGCCAUUUCAUUUGAAGGACUCCAUGAUUUUCUCUCCGGUCAUGUUUGUCUGGUUUCUUUCCUUUUUUCCAUUUSAAACAUACUCCUCCCAGUAUCUUCCUGUUCUUUCUAAAUGUUAUUGUAAAGUGUUCCAGUGAGAUGACUCUAAAUAUGUGUACAUUAACAGAGGGAAUACACUUGGUUAUAUACUUCUUA